This is a messenger RNA of Funneliformis caledonium, 189 nucleotides long. The record is from the annotation of a GenBank genome assembly. NCBI's taxonomy places the organism in Eukaryota, Fungi, Glomeromycota, Glomeromycetes, Glomerales, Glomeraceae.
AUGAAAUUUCUUUUGCUUACUGUUGUAAUUUGCCUUAUCUACGCUCUUGUUAGUGUGGAUGCUUCACCGUUAAUUAAUGAAGCUCGAAGGACAAGAUGCGCUACAGUUGGUACAAGCUGUGAAACCAUACCAUGCUGUAGUGGACUUAGAUGUAAAAGAACUCCGAAAUUGUUAUGUACUUCUGGAUAG